AGGAGCUUCACGUCCCUGACGCAUCAAGGACUAUUUGAACGUGUAUACGAGUCACUGACACCGCCAACAUACGAGGCUUUAUCGCCCAAAUAUCCAUUAUUCAAUUGCUCGCGGACAUGCGGUUCCGCAAUCUCAAAGUGAGGUCUCUUGAUCAGCCACAAUUCAUCAAUUCAACUUAUCCGUGUGAUCUGACAGCAAUUUAUAAAAUUCGGCUAAUCUGGCUCAAUAGCGUGUAUCAGAUUCUAGAUCACUCAAGCUGUGUUUGGAUAAAUGGCACUUGCAGCUUCACUUUUCCCGCUAUUCUCUCUUAUUAACUGCCCAAUGGCAUUCAGAUAUUUAGUGCAUGGGCUAGCUUCUUUGACACCGUUGUGAUUCGUACGGAGACGUUUCUUCAUUCCGUUUCAUGGGAUAUUUUCGCCUAUAAAAUCCCACUUUCGCCUGGUCGCUGCUCUUAGCAGACUACUAAGUAGGUACCUUACUUAUUGCAAUGAUAUGAGGGACCCCGUCUGAGCAACUCUACCAGUGCUCAUCAUGGCGUCUUACGCCAUAGUUUUGCUUGGCAUCUUGGCCAUGAGCAACGCCGCGCCUCAAUUCACAAUAGGAGAUGGCUCUACGAUUCUCGUCCCUGGUGGAGGAGCUACUUCACCGAACCCAGUUGGCCCCAUCCUGCUUCCUCCUAUUGACAGCCCGGAAGUCAAGCCUGGUAAGCGUGAUCUUGACGGGCCUUUUCUCGAGCGCAAAUUAUCUUCGUCAGACACUCCUAUGAGACCAUCGCAAGCUUUGGCUGAGCGAACGGAAGAUCUCAAUACCCUCAAAGAAACAUACUUCACUCUCUUGGAGCCCAUUAUUCAUGGGACUAAACCCUCUUUCGGAACUUAUAUGGUCCUCCUACACAUGGCGGACAUCCUCGCGAGCAAGGGAGUGGAAGUAGGCACCAUCACCCUGGGCGAAGCAACGACCAUAUUCAGCCCAACCACAAACACGAAGCGUCAAAUUUUCGAGAUUGGCUCUUGCAAGCUAUCUGAUGUCAUUGGUCUCCGCGCAACUCUCACAAGUCUCCUUCUCAUCUACAGCAACACCCCGCCCUUUGAGAUUUGGAACCUGGAGCAAGCAAUCAUCGCGGCGCUCAAAGCCUGCAACGAGGAUGUCAUUGUCGGACCCAUCAUCCCGGACAAACCUGUCCCAGGCGGGCCCGUUGUGACCCAGUCCCCGGUGCCUGGGGGUCCGAUCAAGCCAAGUGAUUAG
Molecule: messenger RNA, 1245 nt
Organism: Colletotrichum scovillei
Lineage: Eukaryota; Fungi; Ascomycota; Sordariomycetes; Glomerellales; Glomerellaceae
Exons: 3
Coding region: 532-1245 (237 amino acids)
Source: RefSeq, a predicted model, not a curated record